AGAUAAAGAUAAACUUGAAAUUUUGAUUAAUCAGUUACCUAAAAAUGAUUAUUUAAGUGCCUCCGAAUACAUUUGUAUUGAAGAUACAGUUGUUGUGGGAAGUCUUACAGAUGAUAAUAUAUUGGAAGCAUAG
This is a messenger RNA of Dentiscutata heterogama, 133 nucleotides long. Lineage: Eukaryota; Fungi; Glomeromycota; Glomeromycetes; Diversisporales; Gigasporaceae. The record is from the annotation of a GenBank genome assembly.